AUGUCGUUGCGCCUCGGCUUCCAGAGCCUUGAGCCGGCGCUCGCCGCGGCGGCCGAGGCGCUGUUCGGCACCCGCUCCCCGCCGCGCGCCGUCCUACGCCGCGCGCGCGCGCUGCACGCGCUCCUCGUGGUCUCGUCCCUGCCGUCCGCGCCCCGCCCGCCCACCUUCCUCGCUAACCAGCUGCUCGCCCUCUACUGCCGCCUCUCCGCGGUCCCCGACGCCCUCGCCCUCCUCCGCUCCACGCCGUGCGCCUCCGUGGUCUCCUACAACACCGUCCUCUCCGCGCUCUCGCGCACCCCGAGGCACGCGCCGGACGCCUUCGGGCUCUUCCGCGGCCUGCACGCGUCGGGUCUCCGCCCCACCGCCCCAAGCCUCUGCGCCGUCCUCCGCGCCGCCGGCGCGCUGCGCGAUGGCCACGCGGGUGCCGCCGCGCACGCGCAGGCUGCGGCCCUCGGCUUCCUCGCCAGCGACGUUGUGCCGACCGCGCUGCUCCAGAUGUAUUCCGGGUGCGGGUCGCCGAGGGACGCUAACCAGGUGUUCGACGAAAUGAUGACGCCGGAUGUGGUGGCGUGGAACUGUGUGAUGCACUGCAAUGUACGGUAUGGUUACCUUGACCGCGCCCUGGGGAAGUUCUGCCGGAUGGUGAGCACUGGGCUGGCGCCUACAGAGAGCACCCUUUCUUCGGUGCUGAGUGGGUGCGGGCGUUCUGGGGACUUGCACCAUGGGCGCGCGCUACAUGGAUGGGUGGUGAAAUCAGAGGAGCUUGAUCCUGAUUUGCCGCUGCAGAAUGCGCUGCUUGAUAUGUACUGCUGCUGUUGUGAUCUGGGCACUGCAGUGUGUGUGUUUCAGAGGAUCGAGACACCAGACUUGGUGUCAUGGAAUACCAUAAUUGCUGGAUUUUCUGGUGUUGGGGAUGGAUGGAGCGCAAUGCAGGCCUUUGUGCAGCUGAAGGCUGUGUCCUCUGAAUGGCUGGCUCCAGAUGAGUAUACAUUUGCAGCUGUGGUGGCUGCAGCUGCUCCUUUACCAGCAAUGUGUAGUGGCAAACCACUUCAUGCUGGUGUGAUCAAAGUUGGGUUGGAGGGCAGUGUCUUUGUUGCGAAUACACUGCUCAAUAUGUAUUUCACAAAUGAGGAUCCAGGCUCUGCUCAGAUUUUGUUUGAUUCCGUUAUGGUGAAAGAUGUUAUCAUGUGGACUGAGAUGGUUGCUGGCCAUUCUGCACUAGGUGAAGGAGAACUGUCAUUGAAAUAUUUUAUUGGCAUGCUGCAGGUAGGGCACAAGGUUGAUAACUUCUCUCUUAGCAGUGCUUUGAAUUCCACGGCAGAUCUUGCAGGCCUUAAGCAAGGGGAAAUGCUCCAUGCUCAAGUGGUAAAAAGUGGUUAUGAAGGAAAUAUUUGUGUCUCUGGUAGCCUUGUUGACAUGUAUGCGAAAAAUGGUACUCUUCGAGGUGUCUAUUCAGUUUUCUGCACCAUACAGAAGCCAGAUUUGAAGUGCUGGAAUUCUAUGAUAGGAGGAUAUGGCAAUCAUGGGGAUUCUGAAAUGGCGUUCAAACUAUUUGGUGACAUGAUUCGUAGUGGUCUGCAACCUGACCAUGUAACUUAUAUCUCCCUCCUUUCUGCUUGUAGCCAUUGUGGACUGGUUGAGAAAGGAAAGCUUUAUUGGUUCUGUAUGAUAAAUGAUGGCAUUGUACCAGGGUUCAAACACUACACUAGCAUGGUGAGUUUGUUGAGUAGGGCAGGUUUAUUGGAGGAAGCAGUUGAUUUAAUUAAUAAAUCUCCUUCUGCCAAGAGAUAUCCUGAGCUAUGGAGAAUUCUGCUAAGCUCUUGCGUGACAUUUAAAGAUCUGUCAAUUGGUGUUCAUGCUGCUGAACAGGCACUGGAGCAGGAUCCAGAUGAUCUCUCAACACAUAUACUUCUCUCAAACCUUUAUGCAUCUAUAGGAAAAUGGGAUAGUGUGUCUGAAAUUAGGAGAAGGAUCAGAGGGCUGAUGAUUGAAAAGGAGCCCGGGCUUAGCUGGAUCGAGAUUAAGAAAAUGGAACUCUUUGCCCUUUUGAGGGUUCUUUGGGGAAAAAUUACAAGGGAAGACAUCCGAAUUUAUUUUGCAAAGGUUUUGUGGACAUGGAUAUCAGCCAAGAUGGAAAGGGUUUAUAUAGUUGGUUACUGUUGCUUCUUUCUCCUGCGCCACUGGGAACUAUUUGAGGAAUUACACAUCCACCUCUCACCGGAGAUGGGAGGCAACUACUGUUUCGUUCAUGUCUUGGUCGCCUCUGUUCUUCUCCACGUUCAUGGCGCCAGUGACCAGCCCCUGAACCAGACUUGUGACCCCGCCGACCUGGAGGCGCUUCUGGCUUUUUCCAAGGGCUUGAACAAGAACAGCGACGGGCUUGUCGGAUGGGGUCCCAACAACACCUUCUGCUGUUCCUGGACCGGCGUCUCAUGCAAUCUUGGGAGGGUGGUCAGGUUGGAUCUCUCCAACAAGAGCCUAAAUGGCUGCAUCUCCUCCUCGAUCGCCCCCCUCAACAGCCUGGUGGGGAUAAACCUGUCCCGGAAUUCUCUUCGCGGCCAGGUGCCCAUGGAGCUCGGCCAACUCACGGAGUUGCAUGUGCUUGACCUCAGCAUGAACUUGUUCUCUGGCUGGUUUCCUGCUAGCGAAGAUGGCUUUCCUGCUAUCGAGGUGGUCAAUAUCUCCUUCAACAGCUUUGACGGACCGCACCCUGUGUUCCCCACCACCGUGAACCUAACGGUUCUUGAUAUUUCUAGCAACACCUUCUCUGGCAGCAUCAACUCAUCUGCUCUUUGUCCUGCGCCGGUGGAGGUUCUGCGGUUCUCAGGGAAUGGAUUCUCCGGUGAGGUUCUCUGCGGCCUGAGCCGAUGCAAGGCUCUCGUGGAGGUCUCCCUCGACAGAAACAACUUAACCGGGAAUCUGCCCAAUGACCUGUACACGUUGUCCAAGUUGAGGAGGCUUAGCUUACAUGAAAAUCAAUUCACCGGCAACCUUGGCUACGCCCUUGGUAAACUCUCUCAGCUUGUGCUGCUUGACUUGUCCACUAACAGGUUCUCUGGUUCCAUUCCCGAUGUGUUUGGAGGUAUGAGGAUGCUGGAAUCCAUAAACUUGGCCUUCAAUAGGUUCAAUGAUGAAUUGCCUCCUUCCCUGUCGAGAUGUCCAAUACUGAGAGUAAUCAACCUAAGGAACAACUUGCUGGCCUCCUCUGCUAGUCCCUCAGACAAUGGCGUGUCUAGUUGUGCACUCUCCCUUGCACGUCCGGUAUUGGCAACAUCGGUGCGUGCCUUCGUCCUCGAUGCGUUCACCGGGCCUGGCAAACCCGGGGCACGCCUCGCCAUGGCGGCCUUGACUACAUCAUCGGCAUCGACCUUCUCCCACAACGAUUGCCUUGACGUGUCACCGUCUUCAUCUACGGCGCCUUCUCUUUUGCACCACCAUCUUGGCACCCCCUCGUGCGCCCGCGGCUUAUGCGGCUACCUCAACUUCGGCAUCCUCGACUACUACGUCGACCACGGCUAUCCUACGCACGGCAUCUUCGACUACGGCUAUUCGCCCCUCGCGCUCGGUCUACCUCGACAUUGGCAAAAGGGGAUGUUAGACUAUAUUUGUGGCAAUAAUCUGACUGGUGGCAUACCUCCUGGCAUCGCAUUGUGCACCGAGUUGAGGGCUCUGAACCUUGCAAGGAAUGACCUUGUGGGGGAGAUACCAGAGACUUUUAAGGAUUUGAGAUCCCUGUCGUACCUAGCACUCGGAGGAAAUGGCUUCAGGAACCUGUCGUCGGCAUUGCAAAACUUGCAACACCUGCCCAACCUGACAACUUUGGUGCUCACCAGGAAUUUCCGUGGUGGUGAGACAAUGCCAGCGAAUGGCAUUAAUAGGUUCAAGAGCAUGCAGGUGUUUGUCCUUGCAAACUGCUUACUCACAGGCACAAUUCCGCCUUGGCUGCAGUGCUUGGAAAAUCUCAAUUUGCUGGACAUUUCUUGGAACAAGUUAAAUGGGAAUAUCCCACCAUGGCUAGGGAAAUUGAACAAUCUCUUCUACAUCGACCUGUCAAACAAUUCUUUCUGUGGGGAGCUUCCUAUGAGCUUCACUCAGAUGAGGAGUUUGAUUUCAACUAAUGGCUUGAGUGAGAAGUCACCAACAGAGGACCUCCCAUUGUUCAUCAAGAAGAAUUCAACUGGUGCAGGUUUGCAGUACAACCAAAUCAGCAGCUUCCCACCGUCACUUAUACUCUCGAGCAACCUGCUUGCUGGGCCAAUUUUGUCAGGUUUUGGUCAUCUAGUGAAGCUUCAUGUGCUGGACUUGAGCUGGAACAACAUCUCAGGGCCAAUUCCUUAUGAGUUGUCAGGCAUGUCUAGCUUGGAAGUUCUGAAUUUAGCCCACAAUAAUCUCAAUGGGAGCAUUCCAUCAUCACUAACAAAGCUGAAUUUCCUAUCCAAGUUUGACGUGUCGUACAACAAUUUGUCUGGAGCCAUCCCAACAGGGGGUCAGUUCUCAACUUUUUCAAAUGAGGAUUUUGCAGGCAAUUCUGGGCUCUGCCCUCUAUGGAACUCCUGUUAUCAAUCGUUGCAAUCAGAGGAUGAACCUCAACACCACGACAUGUAUACUUCAAUACAAAUCACACACAUCAUGGUGGAAGUAGGAUUUUUUGGGGGGCUGCUGAUGGUCUGGAGUGUACUGUAUUUUGCAAGGCCCUGGAGGUCUGCUUAUUUUAGUCUGAUCGAUAGGUUCUUUGAUAUGCCGUGUAUCUGGACAGUACAGAAUGUGACCAACCUCAGAAUAAAAAGAAGGAAUGAAGUUCAUCCUUGA
This is a messenger RNA of Miscanthus lutarioriparius, 4809 nucleotides long. Lineage: Eukaryota; Viridiplantae; Streptophyta; Magnoliopsida; Poales; Poaceae. The record is from the annotation of a GenBank genome assembly.